Molecule: messenger RNA, 479 nt
Organism: Protomyces lactucae-debilis
Lineage: Eukaryota; Fungi; Ascomycota; Taphrinomycetes; Taphrinales; Protomycetaceae
Exons: 2
Coding region: 121-441 (106 amino acids)
Source: RefSeq, a predicted model, not a curated record
AGAGCUGCCCGGGCCUGCUCGUCUUCGUCCUUGUCAAAUGAAGCAUAUAUUUUCCUGAGAUUGGGCAGCGCCAUAGGUGCUGCAAAGAGUCAGCUAGUUGGGAGCAGCUUGUCGAUUGCAAUGAGAGGCAGCAAGUACGUAUACUUGAGUACAGAAAGACAGACUUUCACGUUAACUUUGACGGCUUAUUUCGGCGGCGCAAUUGCUCCCGCGACUGGCUUCACCUUUGGCGUAGAACUACAUGUCAAAACCUCACGCCAGAUUGCCUACACUCCACGGUGCAGGACAACGAGUACCACAGCCUCCUCAGAUGACACACAACGACCAACACAAGGAAUGAACCUCAGUUGUGCUCGUAUGAAGCAUGAACUUGGAGCUGUACAAGAAGGCUAUGAUAAUGUGAAUGCAUACUGCAAUAUGAAAAGCACCUUAGGUGCAUGAGCACGACGCUCGAGUCCAGACCGAUGAACUGAAAAACG